UGUUUCAAGUACAUUGUUUACGACUAGGAAAAAAGCUGCAUCAACAUCAAGGGAGGCUUCGCUAAUUAAAUCAACCAGUAGUCAAUUGAAAUAAUGAUUAAAGUAAGCAACUAAAUAGAGUAACGCAAAACGCACAAAUAUGCGAGAGCCCAAUUUAUACGUCAUCUUAUCGCACGCGCUAAUUGGCUCGGGUUUCUUUUUUCUGUACAUGCACCAUGUGCGCGUCAUCUUUGAGACACGCACCAAUAUGCGGCAUCUCAGUCAGUUGGAGCGCGAGUCAAUGCUGCGCCGCGAAGAUGCCCUCUAUUACACAUUCUACAAAAAGCUAGCCGAUGGUCCCGACUUUUGGCAUGGCUAUGAGCAAUUAAAAAAUGUCACCGAUAUAGAAUACCCGCACAGUGUCAACGUGCUGCAGCGCUUUAAUGUGCUGCCCGAGAUCGUAACGGCCUAUUUCUUUCAUGUGGUGCGAGCUGGCUUCAAUCCAGGCGUGCAGCCCAUGCAAUUCUACUUUGAGUUUGUCUGGCUAAUGGGCGGCAUCACGUUGCUGGUGCUUUAUCUCUAUGGCACGCUGCUGAGCGAGAACGUCUUUGGCGGCAUUUACGGUGUGCUUUCCUAUUUGAUGUUCCACAGCUUUGCGGCGAAGAUCUAUGAACGGCCGCUGGCACGGGAGAACUUUGCGUUCCCCUUCAUAUUCCUACAAAUGUUCUAUCUUUGCAUUUGCAUAGGUCGUGUGCUGCAUCGACAGAAGCACAGCUCACGCAUUGUCAUGGUGCUGGUGAUGUCCUUGUUCACGGCCUGUGCCCUCGUCUCAUGGCAAUUCUCCAGCUUCAUCUUUGCCACACAAAUCCUCAUUGUGAUGACUACAUGGAACUUUAGCUCAAUGCCCUCGAGUCAGGCGAAUGCAUUCGCUUUGGACUAUUCGCUGUCGCAUUUGUUGGGCAAUUGCCUCGCCUUUAUCGUCUCGCGUGGCAACAGCCAGCUGCUCUUCACCUGGCAAAUGAGCGGAUCCCUGGGUCUGUUUCUCAUCACAGUUGUGCGGAAGGUGCGCAAGCAGCGUGCUGCCAACGAUCAUCAGCAACAGCAGAGCGAUUACCUUUCACUGAAGAUCAUAUUGUUGGCCUUGCUAUUUGCCUGCAGCAUGCAGGCUAAACUGAUGUAUCUGCUGAACAAAUCGGGUAUACUCGAUUGGCCGGACAACUUGGAGAUGCACUACAGCGAUCUGUGGGCCCAUUGGAUGCUCCAGGCCAAGGUGAAUUUUGUCACCAAUCUGUCGGCCUGCAAUCCGCUUUAUGCCCGCAUCGCUUGGUCGGAGCUGUGGCAGCUGGUGAAGACGCUGAUUGUGAAGCCAUAUUGCAUGUACGGUGUCGUCAUGUUGGCCAUGUUCUUUCGCAAGUGGCGUAAAAGCAAUGUGCCCACAUCGGCCAGCCAGGAGCAACGUGAACGUGCCCGCAACUAUGUGCUGGAGGAUUUCCUUGAAGAGCAUCAUGUGUCCAUGAGCGAUAUGUCGAACAAACAAACCGAACAACAGCUGCAGAAGUGCUUUGCCAUGCUCGAGAGCUGUGAUCACGACUAUGAGCGCUACAAGCGUGAGAAAUCCCAGAUGCAAGAGGAACAGCAGCCGGAGCGUGAUGAUUUCAUACAGGACAUCAAACGCUUGAAGGCGCAGAUACAUCGCAACUUUGACAAGCAGCGCAAGGAGCGCGAACAAGCGAGUGAGCUCAAUCAAAAAGACACGCUUGAAACGGAGCAGAAGAGCGCAGAUGAUGAUGCAGCGACAACAACAAAAGCUGAGCAAGCAAGUGAAGCUGAACCAGAACCGGAAACAAUGCCUUCCAAAGCAACGAGCAAAGAUACCAGCAAUGGCAAACGUCGUCCAGCAAGACGCGAUUCCUAUGUGCCCACAGCGAAUGCUCAAAUACUCAAUUUUCACUAUUUGUACAGCUUCAUACAGAUGAUUGUGUUUACCCUGAUUGGCCUCACGGUCCGCAAAUUGUUCUUCCUUAGCUUUACGCAAGGAUGCGUAAUAGCCCCGACGAUAUGCUCGAAGGUGUGGUACCAUCGUCAGCGCAAUAUCUUUUGGUCCGUCUCUCUGGCCGUCAUUCUGCUCAGCAUGUUUGAUCCUGGCAUGAUGAAUAUACGUGAAGAGUACUUUCCCACACGAUAUACGAGUUCCUCAGAUGAUCUAGAGGGCAUGCUUGAGUGGAUCAAAUUGAACACGGAACGCGAUGCUGUAUUUGCCGGUCCAGUUGAGAUUAUCGGCACCGUGCACCUGACCACCAAGCGACCCAUUGUUAACCACGCUCAUCUCGAGAUGCGUCAAAUGGCUGAGCGCACAGAGCACGUGUAUUCGGUGUACAGUCGACAGCAGUCGUCGGAUAUUUAUAAUCAGUGUGCGCAAUUGAAAAUCCAAUACUUGAUCAUAUCGCUAGAUGAGUGCACCAAUGAAGUGCGAGACGACUGUGACAUCUUAUCGAUGUGGGAUGAUAAACAGCCGGCGUUUCGCAAGUAUCCGCAAUUCUGUCACGAACUAUUGAAUAAGAAUGUGCCAAGCUUUUUGAAGGUCUACUCAAAUGAGAACUAUGGCAUUAUCAAGAUGUUCUCUCAAAGUGUGCAGAUCAAUUUGAAGCACAACAAAAUGCCCGAAAUGUCCAUGUGAGACAGACAAUAUGCCCAACUGUACGAUUCCGCUGUGUGUUGUACUUGAUGGUAACUAAGGGCAAAGUUAAAAACAACAGAAAAAAACAAAAAACACAAUGUGACUAGAAUAUUUUAAAAGUAUAAUUCAAUUGUAUUAGUGUUUAGUAGUGAAGACACAAAAGAAACGCCCCACAAACAAAACAAAACAAAAGAAAACAAACAAACACACGCAACACAUCCCUGGCGAAACCAAAAACCAAACAACCAACUGAAAGCUGAAAUACAAUUCCUAUAUUACCAAUCCAA
Messenger RNA from Drosophila albomicans, 2943 nucleotides. RefSeq names its product C-mannosyltransferase dpy-19 homolog. NCBI's taxonomy places the organism in Eukaryota, Metazoa, Arthropoda, Insecta, Diptera, Drosophilidae. Gene Ontology annotation, cellular component: nuclear inner membrane. The coding region runs from base 140 to 2656 and encodes 838 amino acids. Gene Ontology annotation, molecular function: mannosyltransferase activity. The record is from RefSeq and is a predicted model, not a curated record. The transcript has 7 exons.